GAGGUGCCGCCGCCAGUCGGUAUACACCGUUAUCGCGUUGUUGCCUCUUCGCGCCUGCAUGUGUAUUCGCGCGGCGGUGAGAGAGUAAAGGCACCGAAAGGACUCUCGCGCGUUGACUAGUGGACGACGAUUUUAGCGAACGGUGUGUGGCAGAAAAACAGCGAAACAGAGCGAAAGGAGCGCGCACGAGAGCAAGACAUAUACGAUACGCGACGGACGGACGCGAGUACUCACGAAGAAGCACGGGGACUCUUUAUGCUAGCACUUGGUGUGUGAGUGUUUAGAGAAAAGUGCAAAACGCAUCGCUUUUUUCCUGCGUUCGCAUCUCGCCGUAAUUUUCGUACGCUUAUUUAAAUUUCCAACUUAGUUGUGUUCGAGAAACGUGACGCGAAGGAUGUUUGGUCAGCGACUGCGACAACAGCUGCAAGCGUUUAGCCCUAAUGUGAAUACAAGUGCCAAGAAGGAAACCAAGAAUAGCCAAUCAGCAGAAAAAUCAGCGGCGACUGGUGGACAACAAAAGAAGAACGGAAACAAUUAGAGCCCGAUGAUUGUUUUGUGUGCGCGUCGUGAGGUUUUCGGCGGUUUCGGCCGAGUCCUUUUGUUCUCGCUGUAAGCGAUUUCGCGAUCGUGGAUGAAGAUCUUACGUUUUGGAUAUUCAAAGAACCUGUCAAUGUGUAGUUAGAGGUUCGUCAAUGCUACGGAUACGCUCGAAUCAAGUGGUUCUUCUACCUGUAUCAUCUCAGUGCAUAAAAAUUCAAACUUCUCUUAUGUGAACACCUGCGAAGAAACGUGAAGUCGUUCGAACAGAAAUUUAAAAGUCUCCAAAGGAUUAUCCUUUCAGCCUGGUCGGAAAAUUUUGUGUAUACACGCUGCAGUAACACACCAGAGUACAGUACAGUUAGUGAAGUUAAGUUUUGGUGGGGGGCAGUAGCAAACAAACAAGAAGAUUUCUUGCCAGCCCCAAAUCUCAACGUUGAAAUUCGUUGUCGCCGCGGUGCUCCGGGACUACGUCUUGAUCCUACGACGUCGUACUUUAUACGUGUUUUUUUUUCACCGUCCAACUCGGUUCACGCCAGGACGUGAGGAUUCAGCGAAAAAUUUCGCCGCAAUAUCAUCCGAGGUAACAACACACCAACAGCCACAGAAAGGCCAGAGGCGAGCAUUAACCCAAAGCGGCAAAGGAAGAAAAAAUUAGUGAAGAGUUUCCCCCACACUCCCAACGUCUCGGAAACGACUGCUACGGGGAAAGAAAACUCAGGAGAAGCGAAAAAUAACACAAGAUUUUUUUUCUCGGUUAGUGAGUGCCGGUUGGUCCGGUCGGUGUAUCCGCGAAAAGAAACGCGAACCCUCGAACCAAGAAGUCCCACAUACAAGUGAAGCACCGCGAGUAGCAGCAAAAAAAAAGUAUAUUACGGAAGAAAGGAAAGCAAAAUCGCGCCGUGUGUUUUUUCUGUGCAUAGUAUACCUUAAGUAAAUUGGUGGUGCUUUCGCAGUCAUCAGUGUUCCUUUGCGGAUUGUGUCGUCGUCCUGCACCGGUCGUCGCGUGUGCUUUUUUUUCGUAGAGCCUUCUGCCACGGGGACCCAACCGAAGGGAUCCCUGCGUGCAGAUCAGCACCACCGGCCCUAACCGUGGACCAGCAGCAGCGGAAUCGUCCUCCUCAUCAUCUCCAUCCAGUGGCGCUGUUACCGCCACUUCCGCCGCCCCCGUCCCCAUCGUCUUCAUCACCGGUGGUAGGACAUCCACUUCCUCCGCCUCCUCAUCUCAGCAGCAGCAGCAGUGGGCUUCCUCACCAGGGGCUACAUCACCCAGCAGCCCUGCAGCAGCAACAGCAACAACAACAGCACCAGCAACGUGCCGGCUGGGAUUGUAAUUUAUACUCACGCACGACGACGCACUUCAAGAUGAUGAUGGCAACGAAAGGAAAACGCCCCUUGCGGCAUCUCACGGCAACGGACAAGAUCGAUGCCAUCCAGAGGAUUCACGACGGUGAGUCCAAGGCAUCGGUUGCCCGAGAUAUCGGCGUUCCGGAGUCGACCUUGCGAGGAUGGUGCAAAAAUGAGGAGAAGCUGCGCUACAUGUCCCGACAGUCAGCAGAGAAUGCCGAAAAGUUGACCAAUGAGGCCACAGCAGCAGCUUUGACUGCCGUGGCUGCUGCAGAGCUGUUCAACGGACCUCCAGAGAAACGACUGAAACUAGAGCAAGGGUUGUUCGGAAAUGGAAAGCUUAAGUACGACGACAGCUUCUACAAAAGCCCUCGGGGACCGAUGAAUGGGCUUGAUCUCAGUGGGGGCGAUAAAGGAUUGGGAGUUUCCGGAGGUGACAUCAUCAUGAACGGACUGCACGGUGCGGAUUUCAGUUCGUUCGCUAAGACUGCUGCGGAGAUCUCGGCUCUGAGUAAAUCCAAAGAAAUGGACCUUAAAGGUUACGGUGCCGACCUCAGCAAGCACGGAGAUCCAAAGCAGGCAGACCUCUCGAUGGCAGCCAUCAGUCCGCUAACCAGUCUGAGUCAUCUCUCGGGAAUGUCCGGGCUAGCGCAGAGUCCACUGGCACUGAGUUUCAACGAAAUUGCAACAAAUUUGAAUCUCUUUGCACAGCUCAACAACAACCACAACUUGGCCACAAUGUCUAAUUUAGGAGGACUCAGUGCGGCCCAAUCGCUGCGUAAUGCGCGCCCAAAAGCCAAUACUAGUCAGAGUCCACGCACAUCGAACCUAUCUGAUGUAAACGGCGAUAAAAAUCCAUCACUGACGGUUCGCAAUUUGGCCAAACUACAGCAGAAAAAUUCCGGCGAUCUCAGUAAUGGUCGUGAUACAAAUGCACCCGUCGACGAAGCUCUCUGGUAUUGGCUAAAAUCGCAACAAGCUAUGCUCGGAUUGAACAAUCUCUACUCAUCGAUGCCACGCCCCUCGAGUCCUCAGCAGAGUUCAUCGCCUCCUCAGCAACAUCAGCAGGUUCAACAUCAUCCAUCGACCCAAACCCCCACUCCACCUAUCGUUUCGACUCCACAGCCAACGCCUCCAUCAUCUGCUCCAUCUUUGACCCCCGAAGACACCAAGAACUCUUCAUGGUUCUGGCAGUGGUACAAAACCUUCGGAGCGUCGCUGAUGCCCGGAGACAAGUCCAACAACAACACAAUCAACGCAAAUGCCAAUUCCAAGCAAGCUGCUUACGAGAACAUUCUCUACUCCCAGCUCACCAAAGGCCAAAAUUCCGACUCGCUCAACAACAAUGCUCAACCCAUCAACCUAAACAUCAACAGCUCAAACGGUCCGGAAAAUGUGAAAUCCGAACCCGAAGAUCUCUCCAACCACAAUCACUCAUCAUCGAAUGCCGCAGCCGUCGCCGCCCCCGCAGAGGAUCUUCAACGCUUCAACCCUAGCCCGUCGACAUCCGCCAAAUCCGAGCUUAAACAGGAAGACGACGAAGAACAGGCAGGACCUGCCGACGACGAAUCGCCAAUGGAAUCCAAGUGCAACGGCAAGGUGAAGGAUGUUCUGGACAACUUUCUGUUCCAGAACCCAAGCAGCAACGAUCGAGCCAGCCCUGCGAAUCUGUCCAUCCGUUCCAACAAUUCUCCGCGACGUCGUUCAGUCAGCCCAGCUGUAAGUAAUCAUCACGUGAACAGUCCGGAACCGGAAAAUGGCGACCUGGCGGUAACCACGAAUGGCAUCACAACGGAGGACGAGCACAAGAGCGACAUCUCCGAGGAUUCGAACCACAUGCUGGUGGCAGACAUCAAGAGUUCGGCUGAAGCGGUUGAACACGGUGAAAAGUUCCUCAAAUGGCUAGAAGCGUGUAGCGAUCCGAACGUGACAGCCAUGCAGGUUAUGCAGUUCAAAUAUCUGCUCAACAGCAUCAAGCUGAGCGCCGAGCGGCAACAGCAGAAUGCCGUCAGCAGCGGGGAAGAACGUACGAGAGUGCGGCGACGGAAGUAGGUUCCCCUUGCCGUCCAAGAACCGUGUAAAUAUUCCUCUCCCUCUACAAAUCCAGUCUAAAUCAAAAGUUUAAAUGCAUAGAAACACAGACACGAUAUCAUUAGUCCUACUCUCACUUGGGUCGCCCACUAUCUCUCAUUCUAUCGCUCAUUCCGUAAUGAGAGACAGCAGAGUCAAGCUGACCGAAGAAAUCUAGCAGUAGCGCAAAUCCCUAAGGAAAUAAGUAGUUAAAUUUUUCUCAAUUUUUUAUGAAGUCUAUUAUUUUUGUUUACUAUCAUUAUUUUAUACAAAUACUAUGAAAAAGGUCGAGAAAUCGAAUAUAAGUCAUUAUCAGAAGACAGCGCUUUUUCCAGUUGUCGUUUGCGAAACACGGAGGUCCUUUCCCAGGACCCUGCGAAGCGAUAUUUAUCACUAUGACUGUGUAAAUGAUACUCAUUGUUUAUCUAGAGAAAGAGAAGUUGAUAUCGCAAAAACACUUUUGACUAGGUAAGAAUACAACAUGCCAAAUGUACAAGUUAUCAAGAUAUUAAUCUAUGAAAUCCGUAUAUCGCUAUUACAUAAUUACAAAAAUGAACCUAUAAAUGUAAGCAUCUUUGGAAUCAAACUGUCCAAAAGUAAAAUCGAAGAAAUAAACUGAACUAGUAGAGUAAAAAGACACAAACAAAAACAGAAUGGUCUCGUGUUAAAGAUCUCGUAUUUACUUUCGAAAAAAAAAGAAACAAAACAUAUUCUGCUCAAAAAACUCAGUCCAAAGAGAGAGUAACCAAACGCAGGAACCAUUUCGGACACAUUUCGAUUGUCUCAGCGACAAAAACUACACACAUUCCUCUCGAAAUCAUUCGGGAACCGUUCGCCGAAGGUCAUUAUUGUCAUUCACCCACGUUAGGAUUAAGUGAUAUGCAACUUUUGAAAAGUUACACCUAAGACAAUUCGGCCACGCAACCAGUCAGGAAAUCCACCUUGGACAGCAAGCAAACAAAACAAAAAAAAGCACUCAAUUUCGGCUGAAACGAAACAAAAAUAAACUCGAAAACCUAAGGGACAAAUUCAAUGUGAUUAAGAAUAACUGUAUUCCUAGGAUGGCGCGCAAGCGCUGUGCGAAACAUAAGAAACCAAUUAAAACGGAAAACGGUGUCAAACAUUUCUCAAAAAAAAAAAUAUAGAAGACGGCAUAAAAGUGGUUUGUAUGCGUGCGUGCGAUGAGCUCACAUGUUGCAAACGGCCAAUCGUAUGGAGUAUUAAAUAAAUUAAAGAAUAUCGAAAGUGAAUAAAAUGUUGAAUAUGAAAACUGAAAGAUGCAGAAAAAUAAACGACGAAAGGAUACUAAAUAUUGGUAACUAUAAUGGAAAAUUAUUGAACCACACAGAUGACAAACGCUAGAGAUUAAAAUGGAAAAAUAAAUUAUCAAAAUGAUUUCUCAAUAUCAGAAAAAAA
Messenger RNA from Aedes aegypti (yellow fever mosquito), 5370 nucleotides. Its product is annotated as protein distal antenna. NCBI's taxonomy places the organism in Eukaryota, Metazoa, Arthropoda, Insecta, Diptera, Culicidae. The coding region runs from base 1903 to 3936 and encodes 677 amino acids. The record is from RefSeq and is a predicted model, not a curated record. The transcript has 3 exons. Gene Ontology annotation, molecular function: DNA binding.